AUGGGCAUAGAAGAGUUCCGGUUGGGAUGGUACCGAUACCUCCCAUUCCUCGGCUACCACCAUGUUUUGAUGAUCCUGAUCGCGCUUGCGAUAAUAUUGUUAUCGCUUCUCCUGGCAGGAUGCUCAUCAUCAUCACCCUUAAUCCCGGGCAUCUUCCUUCUUUCACUCUACUAUGAGAGAUACACAGCCACGCCGAGUACGGCCCAGGUUGACUACAACGUUAACAAUGCCAUCGCCAAUAUUGUUGGCGGCGCCCGCCUGCAGGCCCGCGUUGGCUACUUCGGCAUCUGCGUCAGCCCCAACGGCGGCGACUGGCUGUGCAGCAACAACGCGACGUCCCUCGCCAAUGAGGUCUCGGUCGAUCAGGACCCGCUGAAUCUGGUCUGGCUGGCGAGUGAAUUUAAGGACAUGAUCGUGUUCCCCUAUCUUCUCAUCAUCGCAAUCAUCUUCGCUUUCAUCUGCCUCCUCCUGCUCGCUACCUUCCCGGGCUGGCACGAAGAGGACAGCGACGGCGACGGCUCGGCCGACCGCGAAGUCAAGCCCUUUCCCUCUCGCGCUGUCAGCCAGGUCGCACUGGCCAUCAUCUUCAUCGCGUCCAUCUUCGUGCUGGUGUCCGUCCUCUGGCAGCACACGGCAUCCGUGGCGGCCAGCAUCGUCGCGCAGGACCUGGCCAACGGCAGCGUCAAGUCCGGGGUGGGCACGUCGGCCAUGGUGAUGGGCUGGUUUAGCUUUACCCUAUUAAUUAUUGUCACCAUUGGGUUGUUGGUGAUGAUUUUGAAGUGGCUGGGCGAGGAGGGGUCACAACAGGACCUGCUGGUAACUGCGAGGGAGGGCCAAAACUUCAAGGAGAGGAUAAGAUCUGAUGACGGAAUGGAUAUGGGACAACACCAUUGA
Messenger RNA from Thermochaetoides thermophila DSM 1495, 894 nucleotides. RefSeq lists its product as uncharacterized. Gene Ontology annotation, cellular component: mating projection tip; membrane. Bases 1 to 894 code for a protein of 297 amino acids. The transcript has 5 exons. Gene Ontology annotation, biological process: conjugation with cellular fusion. Lineage: Eukaryota; Fungi; Ascomycota; Sordariomycetes; Sordariales; Chaetomiaceae. The record is from RefSeq and is a predicted model, not a curated record.